UCACUUUUGAUCAGUUGAGUGUACGCUGCCAGACGUUAGAGGUUGUUCUCGUCAUAGUAGUUGUUGACCACUUUGGUUUAUUUUUUAAAUAAAUUAAAAAAAGUAUUUAAAUUUGCACAAUUAAUAAAGUAAAAAAUACAAAAUGAAUGCUUUAAGAAAGUUGCCUACACGUUUGAUCGCCAAUGCUUUGCGUCAACAACAAUGUGCUAUGUCCUCUGGCAAUCCCGGCACUCCCACUCCCUUGACCCUUCUUACCGAGGACGAAGUAAUGAUGAAGGAAACUGUUGCCAAAGUGGCCCAGGAACAAAUUGCUCCUUUGGUCAAGAAAAUGGACGACCAACACAAGUUUGAACCAUCUGUAGUUCAAGCCAUGUUCGACAACGGUUUCAUGGGUAUUGAAAUCGAUACUGAAUUGGGUGGUAGUGGUUGCAAUUUCUUGACCACCAUAUUGACCGUUGAAGAACUUUCAAAGGUUGAUCCCUCUGUUGCUGCUUUGGUUGAUAUUCACAAUACUUUGGUGAACUCUUUGAUCAUCAAAGUGGCCAAUGAGGAACAGAAAAAGAAGUAUUUGCCAAAAUUGGCUCAAGAAUAUCCUGGUAGUUUCGCUUUGACCGAACCCGGCUCAGGUUCCGAUGCUUUCUCUUUGAAGACUGUUGCCAAAAAGGAUGGUAACCAUUAUGUCAUCAAUGGUUCUAAGAUGUGGAUCUCAAACUCUGAUUUGGCUGGUGUAUUUGUGGUAUUUGCCAAUGCCAAGCCUGAAGACGGUUACCGCGGUAUCACCACCUUCUUCGUUGAGCGUGACACUCCCGGCUUGAUUGUCAACAAACCUGAAGACAAAUUGGGCAUUCGUGCUUCCGGUACUUGCAUGCUUACAUUCGACAACGUUCGCAUUCCUGAAGAAAACUUGUUGGGUACCUUUGGCCACGGCUACAAAUACGCCGCUGGAUUCUUGAAUGAAGGCCGCAUUGGUAUUGCCUCUCAAAUGAUUGGUUUGGCUCAAGGUGUCUUUGACCACACAAUGCCCUACUUGUUGGAACGCAAACAAUUUGGUUCUGAAAUUUUCAACUUUCAAUCUAUGCAACAUCAAAUUGCCGCUAUUGCUACAGAAAUCGAAGCUGCUCGUUUAUUGACCUACAACGCUGCCCGUAUGGUCGAACACGGUAUUCCAUUUGUUAAGGAGGCCGCCAUGGCUAAAUACUAUGCUUCUGAGGUAGCUCAACGUGCUGCCAUCAAGUGCAUUGACUGGAUGGGUGGUGUUGGUUUCACUCGUGACUUCCCUCAAGAGAAAUACUAUCGUGAUGUUAAGAUUGGUGCCAUCUAUGAAGGAACAACCAACAUGCAACUCAGCACCAUUGCCAAAUUGAUCAAGAAGGAUUAUUCCUCUUAAGAAGCAGCAACUAACAACUUUAAACUUCUGUGUUAACAAGUUAAGACAGUGAUAACAACUGUAAAUACUAUAAAUUAGUUCUAACAACGAAAAACAAAUAAUUUGUUUUUUAAAUGUUGCAAAUUUUCAUCAUCGUAACAGAUACCAA
Lucilia cuprina (Australian sheep blowfly) is the source of this 1535-nucleotide messenger RNA. RefSeq names its product short/branched chain specific acyl-CoA dehydrogenase, mitochondrial. Lineage: Eukaryota; Metazoa; Arthropoda; Insecta; Diptera; Calliphoridae. Bases 143 to 1387 code for a protein of 414 amino acids. The record is from RefSeq and is a predicted model, not a curated record. Gene Ontology annotation, molecular function: acyl-CoA dehydrogenase activity; flavin adenine dinucleotide binding. Gene Ontology annotation, cellular component: mitochondrion. The transcript is spliced from 4 exons.